Penicillium nucicola is the source of this 921-nucleotide messenger RNA. It is a transcript of the gene mrsA, whose product is annotated as putative mitochondrial carrier protein. Bases 1 to 921 code for a protein of 306 amino acids. Gene Ontology annotation, cellular component: mitochondrial membrane. The transcript is spliced from 8 exons. Gene Ontology annotation, molecular function: ferrous iron transmembrane transporter activity. The record is from RefSeq and is a predicted model, not a curated record. Gene Ontology annotation, biological process: iron import into the mitochondrion. Lineage: Eukaryota; Fungi; Ascomycota; Eurotiomycetes; Eurotiales; Aspergillaceae.
AUGGCGGCUCCCGAUCAGAUCCCCGGACAGGAAUUCGACUAUGAAGCCCUUCCGUCUAACUAUGGCCUUGGUCGGAACAUGUUAGCUGGUGCUUUCGCAGGAAUAGCAGAACACUCUGUUAUGUACCCCGUCGACUUGCUCAAGACUCGCAUGCAAAUUUUGAACCCUUCAACUGGUGGUCUCUACACGGGAUUGACCAAUGCCGUUUCCACAAUCUACCGGGUCGAGGGCUGGCGGACGCUAUGGAAGGGUGUUUCAAGUGUGGUUGUUGGCGCAGGUCCGGCGCACGCGGUUUACUUCGGUACCUACGAAAUUGUGAAGGAGAUGGCUGGUGGUAACGUUGAUGAUGGACACCACCCCUUGGCUGCCGCUAUGAGCGGUGCCUCCGCCACGAUUGCCAGCGAUGCGCUGAUGAACCCCUUCGAUGUCAUGAAGCAACGUAUGCAGGUCCACGGUUCCGUUCACAAGACCCUCGCGCAAUGCGCCAAGACGCUCUAUCGCACCGAAGGUCUCCAGGCCUUCUACGUCUCCUACCCUACCACACUAUGCAUGACCGUGCCCUUCACAGCCACCCAAUUCGUCGCCUACGAGUCAAUUUCGAAGGUCAUGAACCCCAAGCAAGACUAUGAUCCCUUCACCCACUGUAUCGCCGGUGGUUUGGCCGGUGCGUUCGCAGCCGGUAUCACCACACCUCUGGACGUUGUGAAAACCCUUCUCCAGACUCGGGGUUUGGCCGAGAGCGAGGAAGUGCGAUCUGCACGGGGUCUGUUCAAUGCCGCUGCCAUUAUCAAGCGCCGGUUUGGCUGGUCCGGAUUCCUGCGCGGUAUGCGCCCUCGUAUCAUUUCCACAAUGCCUUCCACUGCAAUUUGCUGGACAUCAUAUGAGAUGGCCAAGGCAUACUUCAAGGAACUGAGCGAAUAA